This is a messenger RNA of Aureobasidium musti, 456 nucleotides long. NCBI's taxonomy places the organism in Eukaryota, Fungi, Ascomycota, Dothideomycetes, Dothideales, Saccotheciaceae. The record is from the annotation of a GenBank genome assembly.
AUGGCAACAUACCUCAUCACUGGCGCUUCUAGAGGCAUUGANUUCGAGCUUACCAAGCAACUGCUCGAACUACCAGCCUCCAAAGUUUCCAAAGUCUUCGCCAUCGCUCGCAACGCCGAAUCUGAUGCCAUCAACCAGCUUGUGAAAGAAUAUCCUGACCGCCUAUACCCCGUCUCUGCCUCUGUCGACGACCAUGCCAGCGUCCAGAAGGCAGCUGAAACCGUCAAGACCAAGCUAUCUGGUCAUGGCCUCGAUGUCCUGGUUAACAAUGCUGGGAUUAGUGGCUUCACUCCUGGUUUGAUAAAGGAUAUGGAUCCCGGUCAGCUGACUCAGAUCCUGGAUGUCAAUGUGGUAGGAGUACAGAGGGUGACUGCUGCUUUCAUGCCUUUGCUCGAGCAAGGCACACAAAAGAAGGUCAUCAACAUGUCUGUAGACCAACACCAAUCAGAAUCGUAG